CACCGCGCAUGUGCAAUCAUUGUGCGGGAAGCACGCCAUUUUGCAGGUUCUGAAGUUCGCCUAGGAAAAAGCCGUCGGUAAAAUCCAUUGCCAUCCUCUACCAGAAAGAGGAACAAUGGAGAACCAAUACGGCAUAGCAAUUAAAAAUCGGUUCCUUACUAUGGUAGAUAUCGAUGACGAUCCUUUAGAGUUUUUGAAGCAGCAAGAGGCAGCCAAGACCAAGAAGGAGAAGUCUUCGAAAUCCAAACAGUCUGGUAAAAAGGUUGCAAACGCUCCGUCCGAAGGCAAAGUCAAGGAACAGAAUGCACAGAGAAAAGAAGAAAAGGAGCGAGUGAAUUCAGCAAAACCCAGUGAGCGCAGUGGUCGUGGAGGGCGCCGUGAACCACGGGAAAUCCGUGAAAAUGAUGGAGAUAGGAGGCCACCCAGGCGCCAAGGGCCACGAGAAUACAGAGACAACCGGGGAGGCGAUGAAAAUGUGCCACCGGAAUUCAGGGAAAGGCCUGAAGGCAGCAGUGGGUCCUUCAACCGUGAAGGUGGUGAAAGGGGGCGAGGAAGAGGCAGAGGAAGAGGUGGAUUCCGUGGAGGCCGUGGAAGAGGAGGCUUCCGUGAUAAUGAUAGAGAGAGAGGGGAGAGGCAAGGGUUUGGGGCUCCCCAAGGCAAAAGGGAUUUCGACAGGCACAGUGGUAGUGAUAAAACUGGUGUGAAGGCAGUUGAGAAGAAAGAUGGAGGUGGUGCCCGCAACUGGGGAUCUUACAAGGAUGACUUGGCGGAACCUCAGGAGACUGAAGAGAGGGCACCAGCAGAAGAAACCACUGAAAACUUUGAGCUCAAUGAAAGCGGCGAGGGUGAACAGCCUGCAGGUGAGUCAGAGGACCAACCUAAGCAGAUGACUUUGGAUGAGUGGAAAGCCCUGCAGAAGAAUGAGCGCAGCAAGCCCAAGUACAAGAUCCGAAAGGCUGGCGAGGGUGAGGAGGCUCAGUGGAGCAAGGGCACAGCCUACACCAAGAAGAGGACUGGAAGCGAAGAUGAAGAGGAGGAGGAAGAAGAUGAUGAAUUUGAGGAUGAGAAGAGACAUGGUAACAAGAACCUUUUGGACAUCAAGAUAACAUUCAACGACCCUGUAAGGAGAGGUCGUGGUGGCAGGAGACCACGAGAUGGCCGUGGUAGAGGCCGUGGAGGAAGUGGUCGGGGCGAGAGGAAACCCCGUGAUUCUGCUCCAAGGAUGGAUGAUGAAAAUGAUUUCCCUCGUCUCGUUAAAACCGAGUCGUGAGAAUGGUGCAUUGUGAAUUGCACCUUAUCCUUGCAUUGCACAGUGGUGGAGCUGUCCAUUGAUGUUUUGAUUUCAGUAGUUUGCCAAAUCAACAUGUCCGAUGAAAUAAUAAGAAAAAAAUUGACACCAAAAGUAUCUUCAGACAAGCAUUCAGAGACUGCUGCAAGACUAAUACAGCAAUCAUUUCAUGCCCACUUUUGCAUAUGAAUAUGUACCUCUCUGCAUUUUUUCAUCAACCAUUGGAAGGUGUGUAUGGGAUCUUUGUUAUAAACUUCUUGUGAUAGUGCGCCAGGACAUGGUGCAUGUUGAUGUACACACCCUUGAGAGCUGCUGUGGAGUGCUAUGUUUCAAGUGCUGUCGUUAAAACUGUGUCCUCAAGACGCCAGUCUUUUUGUUUUGUUACGAAAUGAAUAUAUGAAUUAAAUGGUUCCUGAAGUGCUAGUAACUGCAGAUUGACUUUGAUUGUUCAGGGAGACCCUUGAUGGAUGAACAUGACAAUGCAGGACACCUACUUGAGAUUCUCUCAGGGUUGGUGGUCAGCCAUCGGUGAAGAAACAUUUGUAGACAAUUGUGAUGAUAUAUAUUAUAUUCCCGUUUUCAGUGUAAAAUUUUGUGUACAUCUUAAUAGUUUAUGGACUAACUUAAGAUGUCUUGUGAGAAUACGUGGGUAUUCCAAUGCCCUCAUAAUACUGUUUUUUGUCCAGAGUACUGGACGGUAGGUGAAAGAAGAAGUAAUGUUAAGAUUUGAUAUACUGAGAUUUAAGCUUUCAAUAUUUUUAUACUGCCAAAAAUCAUUUUGAGACUAGUUUAGCAAUUUGUAGUUACAAUAUACCCUCAAGCAUGUUGAAGUUCCUUGUUUUGGUUUUGUUACAUGGUCAAAGAAAUUAUGUUAUUUUAAUGUUUUGUUCCUUUUAAUUAAUGAAUCUGUGCAUGUCAAUUGGCUUUGAUUUCUGUCUGAAUCCCGUGAAACUAUUCAGACCUCAUGGCGAGGCCACAGAUAGCUCAUUUAGGGUGAAUAGUGUGGUCAGGGAAUCUCUUGUAUAAGGUUCCAUAUGCAAACUGUACAUAUUUGCAAGCUAUCGCACAGCCACACAUUCCUUACAAGUGUAAUAUCUGGCCUAGUAUUAUCAUUGUACAUUAAUAACAUUAAUCUCAUCCAACUCAGAAGUCCAUUGCUUGGCUGUCAUCUGUAAUCUGAUUUUGUUACUUAGGGGGAAAAGCAUUGCCAUCCGCCGGCAAGCAAGUCUGUAUGCAGGGGCAUGUAUCAUCGAAGUUGCUAUGUACCUUGACUGAGUCAGAUUGUCGGCCAAGGUACGAGAGUGUCAUGUCGUUGCUACUGUUUGGUGUUUUCACUGAGAAUGCUGGUGAGGGGCAGCAGUUUCUUGGACAGCUAUCACUGUAGUUAUUUAUUUGAAAAUAACAACCCAUCUUUCUGGA
Molecule: messenger RNA, 2707 nt
Organism: Haliotis rubra (blacklip abalone)
Lineage: Eukaryota; Metazoa; Mollusca; Gastropoda; Lepetellida; Haliotidae
Product: plasminogen activator inhibitor 1 RNA-binding protein-like
Exons: 7
Coding region: 116-1270 (384 amino acids)
Cellular component (GO): cytoplasm; nucleus
Molecular function (GO): RNA binding
Source: RefSeq, a predicted model, not a curated record